CCCCAAGUAAAAGCAGAGAGCAAGGUAUGUGUUUGUGUUUUGAAUAAACAGCGGCACUUUGAGGUUAAGGAAGGAGCUACUGUUUAAUAAUUUUAAUUUAUUACGCUGAACAGGGAGCACAAGUCUCGCGGCGUGCUAUGCUGAUCGGUUACCUCUGUUCUUGCUCCUGCGAUGGAAGAUGCAGGCACCACAGUUUUCUACGACGACGAGGAGGACGAGUGUCUGGACUACGAGUGCUCGCGCAGCAAUGUCGAGUACGAUUACGAUUACGCGGACACGGAGAAGGAGACCCUUCACGAAUUAUAUCAGUAUUGUCUCGUUCCUAGUCUGUACGAUACCGGACGUUACGUACUGCCUCUGCUGGGUAGUACGAUUUUAUUUAGACUGUUUGUUCACACUGAAUACAUAUCACACAAAGUAUUUCAUACAUUAUCAGUCAUCAUAGGCUUAUAUAUUAUCCAACACUACGUGCAGGAAUCCUUAAUAAUAUUGAUAGUAUUUGUUCUAUUUUCCUAUGGUGUUUUACAUGUGCCAAAGAGAUGGCACAGAGGCACAGGGGUCUUUUUACCAUCCCUUUUGAUAAUUGCGUACUGUGAGUUAUCGAUGCAGCCAGUGAUAUGGCAUAGGAUACGCAGUGUGGUCAUGACCAUGGUGAUGAAAGCAAUUAGCGUCGCCAUUGACACGAGUAACUCGAAUGACCUGCCAGACGUUUACAGUUUCAUGGGCUACAUGUUCUGCGGUGUGACUUGUUUAUUUGGACCAUGGGUGUCGUUUAGAGAUUACUUGUCGCUGCGUUACUCGAGUAAUCAGAAUUGGAAAUGGUGGAUAUUAAGUAGCAUAGGAUUUGCCUUCCUUUCCUUCGUUUUCCUCAGCAUUUCAAAUUGCUGGACGCAGUGGAUAUUUGUAGAUAACUCUUGGAAGUGGCUAAUUGCGUACAGAGACGCAUUGUCCUUCAGAAUGUCUCACUACUUCGUUUCGUACUUAGCUUCGGCACUGCUAGUUCUGGGAGGAUUUCCCCUUUCGUCGUCGACGAUAGUCAAGCCCUUGUACAUCGAGUUCCCGCGCUCGCUUGUCCAGGUUGUCAUCUAUUGGAACAUUCCAAUGCAUUACUGGUUGAAAACAUACAUCUUCCGUCCUAGCAUUAAAAACUUGGGAAAGUUCGGCGCGGUGAUCGUCACGUAUCUGAUAAGCUCUCUUUUGCACGGAUUGAACUUCCAGUUGGCAGCUGUGUUACUUAGUCUAGGAUUUUAUACGUACGUGGAGUUUCAGCUCAGGGCCACGCUCGCCGAUACCUUCGACGCCUGCGUCGCGUCCAAGCAGUGCAACAAGAAAAGAUGCACGCACAGAUAUAACUCUUAUAACUUUUUGGUAUUCACGACGAACUUGCUGUUCUCCGGACUGGCGGUGUUUCAUUUAGCUUACUUAGGUCUCAUGUUCGACACGUCGGAACUCCAAGAAACAGGGUAUAGCUUUAGGCACACUAUCGACAAGUGGGCUGAACUCGGAUUUGCUAGUCAUUGGGUAGCAUUAGCUACGUACGGCAUUUAUCUUUUAACUAAGUAGCGAAAUUAUCUUUUUUGAAUUUUUUUAAUUUUCCUGCGAAAAACUCGUGUUCAAUUAUCCUUUUUUCAUAAAAAUAAAUUAGCUUAUGUAAAUAUGAUAAGCAGCUCGAUUUUAUAAAUAACUUUCCUUGGCACAGUUGAAGAAGUAACAUUAGGAUAUAAUUUUAUGUGUAAUCUCCAAUAUUCAAAAAAGGUAAAUAAAAUACAUAUUCUUUAUUGAGUAUAUAACACAAUAUAAAGUUCACUGUGUGUGAUCUAUAUAUAUACUUUAUAAUUUUUGUUUUUAUAAUUAUAUAUGUAGCACAUUUAGUAGUUUGUAAUUAUAAAAAAAGUUUACAAAGAGUAUUUUAAGUAUACAAUGUUAAAUAAUACUCUUUCGAUAUCUCGCAUCCUAAAUCUAAUAUUACAUUAAAUGUCACUUUUGUAAUGAAUAGAAACAUCUUUGCUCUAA
This is a messenger RNA of Wasmannia auropunctata (little fire ant), 2013 nucleotides long. It is a transcript of the gene por, whose product is annotated as probable protein-cysteine N-palmitoyltransferase porcupine. NCBI's taxonomy places the organism in Eukaryota, Metazoa, Arthropoda, Insecta, Hymenoptera, Formicidae. Gene Ontology annotation, biological process: canonical Wnt signaling pathway; lipid modification; Wnt protein secretion. The record is from RefSeq and is a predicted model, not a curated record. Gene Ontology annotation, molecular function: palmitoleoyltransferase activity; Wnt-protein binding. Bases 172 to 1563 code for a protein of 463 amino acids. Gene Ontology annotation, cellular component: membrane; endoplasmic reticulum. The transcript has 7 exons.